AUGACCAUCACCAACGCACAGACAGAGGAGCGAGAACCCAGCCUCCUGCACCGCUCUCUUAUCGAACGCCCUCAAAAGGUUAUCUCUGGGUCAGGCAUUUACCUGACACUAGCUGAUGGUUCUCGCAUCCUCGAUGGGUGCUGCGGCGCCGCCGUGUCAGUCAUCGGCCAUGGCAAUAAACAAGUCCAAGAUGCCAUUAUGCAGCAGUACUCGAGUAUCGAAUACGUGCACACCAUGGCUUACACGACAUCCAGCGCAGAGGAAUUAGCUGAUGCUCUCACCGAGUUGAGUAAGCCUUUUGGUUUGACCAAGGCUUACUUUGUUUGUUCCGGUAGUGAAGCCGUGGAUGCGGCCAUGAAGCUUGCGAGGCAAUAUCAUGUCGAAAACGGCCAGCCGCAGAGAAAGAGGUUUGUUGCUAGGAGACAGGCGUAUCAUGGCAAUACUAUUGGAGCCAUGAGCGUGAGCAGUAACUUACCGAGGAGAAUCCCUUAUGAUGGCGUCUUGACGCUCGACAAUGUGAGCUUCGUCAGCCCGACAUAUGCAUAUCGUGGGCAGCGAGAUGCCGAAACAGAGGAACAGUACGCUGCUCGGUUGGUUCAAGAGCUAGACGACGAGUUUCAGCAAGUAGGCCCCGAAACGGUCAUUGCUUUCGUGGCGGAAACGGUGGGAGGAGCAACUGCGGCUUGUAUCACUCCGCCAAAGGGGUAUUUCGAAGGUGUCAGGAAAGUGUGUGAUCGAUAUGGCAUCCUGCUCAUCCUGGACGAAAUCAUGUGUGGGAGUGGCAGGACGGGGUCAUACUUCGCCUUUGAGCGAGAAGGUGACGUGAGGCCGGAUCUCGUUACGCUGGGUAAGGGUCUGGGGGGAGGAUAUGCGCCUAUUGCGGGCGUCUUGAUUAGUGAAAAGGUCGUUCACGUCUUGAAAAAGGGUUCGGCGAGCUUCGUUCAUGGACAUACAUACCAGGCUCAUCCGGCGUGCUGCGCAGCGGGCUUGGCUGUUCAGCAAAUCAUUAAACGUGAUGAUUUGGUGGCAAAAUGUCUCUCCAGGGGAGUUCUUUUGGAAUCUAGACUGCGCUCUGUUUUCGGAGAUGCCAAGUAUGUGGGAGAGAUUCGUGGUAGAGGCUUAUUCUUGGGGAUCGAGUUUGUGCAGGACAGAGCAUCCAAGCAGCCGUUCAAGCCAGCGAUCAAGUUUGCUAGCAGAAUGCAAGAAGCAGCUCACAGUCGCGGUUUGGCUGUGUAUCCGGGGUCGGGGACUGUAGAUGGAGUGAAUGGCGAUCAUGUUAUUCUUGCACCGCCGUUGACUAUAACGGAAGAGGAGGUUGAGGAGAUUGUGAGGUUGUUGAAGAUGGCAUAUGAUGCAGUAGAGGAAGAGUUAGUUGUAUAA
Messenger RNA from Trichoderma breve, 1380 nucleotides. RefSeq names its product aminotransferase class-III domain-containing protein. Bases 1 to 1380 code for a protein of 459 amino acids. Gene Ontology annotation, molecular function: pyridoxal phosphate binding; transaminase activity. NCBI's taxonomy places the organism in Eukaryota, Fungi, Ascomycota, Sordariomycetes, Hypocreales, Hypocreaceae. Gene Ontology annotation, cellular component: cytosol. The record is from RefSeq and is a predicted model, not a curated record. The transcript has a single exon.